CGUGCUUCAGUCGCUGUUAGUUUGCUGUAUAGUGUAGAAACCAGUAUAGCUCAGUGCAUUAAAAUGCUGUACGCUACAAUUAUUUUUCUCGUUACAAUUACAUCUAGUUACGCGAAGAACUCUACUGAAAAUAGUGUCGCUGCUCGAAUGAGCUUUGCUAUUGAUUAUGAAAAUAAUCAAUUUUUACUUGACGGAAGACCAUUUCGGUAUGUUAGCGGUAGCUUUCACUAUUUUCGCACGCCCAGAGAGUAUUGGAGAGAUCGAUUGAGAAAAAUGAGAGCAGCCGGUUUGAAUGCUAUUUCAACAUAUGUAGAAUGGAGUUUUCAUCAACCUGAGCCAAACAAAUGGAUUUGGAACGGGGAUGCAGAUCUUGUAGAAUUCAUUAAACAAGCGCAAGAUGAAGAUUUGUUAGUUUUAUUAAGACCAGGACCUUAUAUUUGUGCUGAAAGAGACUUUGGCGGCUUCCCAUAUUGGCUACUCACUCUUGUACCAGAUAUAAAACUACGUACUAAUGAUUUACGUUAUUUACAAUAUGCCGAAGAAUACUUGAAUCAAGUUCUGACUAGAGUAACGCCGCUAUUGAGAGGUAACGGCGGACCUAUCAUCAUGGUUCAGGUGGAAAAUGAAUAUGGAAGUUUUGAUGCAUGCGAUAAACAUUACACGAAACGAUUGAGAGACAUAAUAAAAAACCACGUUCAGGAUAACGCAGUUCUCUAUACAACUGACGGUGCAUACCGCCAAGCAUUACGUUGUGGGCCCAUACCAGGAGUUUACGCAACAGUCGACUUUGGUACGGCAACUAAUAUUACUCAAAAUUUCAAAUAUAUGCGGGAAAUUGAACCGAAGGGACCAUUAGUAAAUUCAGAAUUUUAUCCUGGAUGGCUGUCACAUUGGGAAGAACCCUUUCAAAGGGUGGAAACUAAAAGGAUAACCAAAAUGUUAGACGAUAUGUUAUCACUUGGAGCAUCGGUCAAUUUCUACAUGUUCUACGGAGGAACAAAUUUUGCUUUCACUGCGGGCUCUAACAUAUUCAAAAAUUAUACUCCGGAUUUAACAUCUUACGAUUACGAUGCUCCCCUUACUGAAGCUGGAGAUCCUACUUCCAAAUAUUUUGAAAUCAGAAAAACUAUUUCAAAGUAUCUUCCAUUACCUAACAUACCGAUACCACCAGUAUCUUUAAAAGGCGAGUAUGGGAUUGUAAAAAUGAGACCAGUUUUGCGAUUGUUUGAUCCUGAAGCACGUAGCUUAUUUGGUACUGAAGUGGUAUAUUCAAAGGAACCGCUUACGUUUGAGGCCCUUAACAUUCCAAAUUGGCUUGUUUUGUACGAGGCCAAUUUACCAUCAUUCGAUAUCUCAAAUAAUAAUGCUAUAUUAAAGGCUAGUCCAAAAGACAGAGCAUUAAUUUAUUUUGAUGGUGAAUUUGCCGGCACUUUCAGCCGAACUCACAAUGUAAAAAGUCGACUUUUGGGACCAACAAAUGCUAAAAGCCUUCAAAUAUUAGUGGAAAACCAAGGACGUGUCAAUUUUGGUAAUGUAGACGUUGAAGAUUUCAAGGGAAUUUUUAAUGUUACACUGAACGAUGUCACAAUUUCACCAUGGAAUAUUACUGGCUUCAGAUUUGAUACCAUUUUUGAAUCGAUUUUAACUGCAAUAAAAUCACCGACGGCUGAAAUGGAAACAUUAGUUAGCGGACCGCAAAUAUUAAUUGGGCAUUUCGAUGUAAUCGGAGUUCCCCGAGAUACUUACUUAAAUACAGCUGAAUGGGGAAAAGGAGCAGCCUUUGUUAACGAUCGUAAUCUUGGUAGAUAUUGGCCUCUUGUAGGACCUCAAAUGACUUUGUACGUUCCUGCUGCAUAUUUAAAGGAAGGAAAGAACACCUUAGUUUUGGUUGAGUUGGAAUAUGUUCCUGUAAAUCGCAAAAUCAAUUUUCAAACAGUUCCAGUAUUAGAUUAUACUAACAACGCAACCAAAGUUGAAAACGUGUCAAAAAUGAAUAUCACAAAUAAGACAUCCACUGCAAAUAUGGGAUAUUUUUGGAUAGUAUUUUGCUUGUUUAGUUUAUUGGGAUCAAAUAGUUCUGCAUAUUCUUCUGAAAAUAAUAAUAUGGAAAGUUAUAGUUUUGAAAUCGAUUAUGAAAAUGAUCAAUUUUUACUUGAUGGAAAACCAUUUCGCUAUGUAUCAGGAAGUUUUCAUUACUUCAGAGCUCCUAGACAAAAUUGGAGAAAUAUUCUCAGAAAAAUGAGGGCUGCUGGAUUAAAUGCAGUUUCAACUUAUGUCGAAUGGAGUAUGCAUGAACCUGAAUUUAAUAAGUGGGUUUGGGAUGGCGACGCAGAUAUUAUUGAGUUUAUCAAUAUAGCGCAAGAAGAAGAUUUACUGGUUAUUUUACGUCCUGGUCCUUACAUUUGUGCCGAAAGAGAUUUUGGAGGUUUUCCAUAUUGGUUAUUGAAUCGGGUACCUGAUAUCAGAUUGAGAACCAGAGAUGAAAGGUACAUUUAUUAUGCAGAGAGAUUCUUGAACCAAAUAUUGGGACGAACGAAACAUUUACUAAGAGGAAAUGGCGGCCCAAUUAUUAUGGUUCAGGUGGAAAACGAGUAUGGAAGUUUUUAUUCUUGCGAUGAUGUGUACAAAGCAAAACUAUACGACAUUUUUCAUCGUCACGUCAAAGAUAAAGCAGUUUUAUUCACUACCGAUGGACCAAAUAGUAGAAUGAUGCAGUGCGGAGGCGUUCCUGAAACUUAUGGAACAGUAGAUUUUGGAAGUGGUGCGAAUGUGAAGCUUCAGUUUAAACUUAUGAGAAAACAUACGCCCAAGGGACCUUAUGUAAAUUCCGAAUACUAUCCCGGGUGGCUUACACACUGGGGUGAGAAUUUUCAAAGAGUCGGCACUGAAGGAGUAGCUCAAACUUUAGAUGAAAUGUUAGCAUACAAUGCCUCUGUAAACUUUUAUAUGUUUUAUGGUGGUACUAACUUUGGAUUCACGUCUGGUGCAAACAUAAAUGAAAAUUAUUGGCCUCAAAUAACCUCUUAUGAUUAUGAUGCACCCCUUACUGAAGCUGGAGAUCCAACACCGAAGUAUUUCCAAUUAAGAAAAGUGAUAUCAAAGUAUUUGCCUCUGCCUAAUUUGGAAAUUCCGACUGUUGCAUCAAAGGGAAAUUAUGGAGCUGUAAAUAUGAAACCAAUGCUUGAUCUAUUUACUAAAGAAGGUAGAGAAAUUUUUGGAACACCUCGAUCAACAUUUGUCGAACCACCGACAUUUGAAAGCUUAGGUUUGCCAAAUUGGUUGGUUCUCUACGAAGCUAAUUUACCAUUAUUCGAUGACGACGAAAACAACGUCGUACUUGAGGCAUUAGUCAAAGACAGAGCUUUGGUUUACAUCGAUCACGAAAAUACAGGUGUCAUGAAUCGAAUGGAUAAAAGUUACACUCUUCCGUUAGCAUUUACAGGAAGAAAAUUGCAAAUCCUUGUCGAGAAUUUAGGUCGCGUAAACUAUGGCGAUAUUGACACUGAAGAUUUCAAGGGUAUUUUUGAUGUAAGCGCUAAUAAUAUCACAAUCACAUCGUGGGACGUGACUGGUUUCAAAUUAAACUCUGUAACAGACAACUUCUUCAGCCAAAAAAAGACAGCAGGCCAAAUAGGAAAACUUUCUCAAGGUCCACAAUUUCUCGUAGGAUAUUUUGACAUCAGUGGCAAGCCUCUGGAUACUUACUUAAACACUGAAGGAUGGGGCAAAGGAGUGAUUUACAUUAACGGUCACAAUCUUGGCAGAUACUGGACUAUCGGACCGCAAAUAACCUUAUACGUGCCAGCAGCAUUUCUGAAGUCUGGAAAAAAUAACCUAGUCGUACUGGAACUCGAGAAAGUUCCUGAAGGUAGAAAAAUCGAGUUUCAAAUUACGCCUUUCUUAGAUUACUCUUCCGACUACCUCGAUUUUAUAUAGUGAUAUUUUAAUCGGUCACGAUAUGAUUGAUUAUUUGCGGAAUAUAAAUCUGUCUUUAUGCUCAGUGAUUGAUCCACAGUGUGAUUAGAGUACAAUUUGUGUAUGCGUGUGUUGUUGUAGCUGGUGGUACAUUUGCAGAGCAUUUAUUUUUAUAAUAUAAUUUCUUAAACUACAAUAUAUCUUCUGUUUUAUUUACAAAAUAAAAAUCUGAUUUACCGUAAUUUUAUAUUUUAUACGAUUUUUUCCUUUAUAUACAUACUUUUUAUAAAGGUUCCGGUGAGGGGAAGCGGAUAUCAUGCGCAAGAAUGUUAGCUGUAGUAACUAAAACACUAGCUUUUGAAAAACGUGCGUUAAAAACAUUUUUAAUAUCUUUUGUAAAUACUCUCACAAUACACAACGUAACAAUUUUUCUUUGAAUAAAAUAAAACCUUGACUCACGUUAUUAGUUCGAGUUUUGAGGUACUACUUUUUAUGAUAAAAUGAAUUGAAUUAUAUGUAUACAUUGGUAAUCUGUCUGUUUGCACACGAAGAACGUUUUAAAUGCUACUACAAAAAAUUAAUAAU
Messenger RNA from Phymastichus coffea, 4500 nucleotides. RefSeq lists its product as uncharacterized. Gene Ontology annotation, molecular function: beta-galactosidase activity. Bases 64 to 3936 code for a protein of 1290 amino acids. Lineage: Eukaryota; Metazoa; Arthropoda; Insecta; Hymenoptera; Eulophidae. The record is from RefSeq and is a predicted model, not a curated record. Gene Ontology annotation, cellular component: vacuole. Gene Ontology annotation, biological process: carbohydrate metabolic process. The transcript is spliced from 20 exons.